Messenger RNA from Cimex lectularius (bed bug), 1527 nucleotides. RefSeq names its product arginine/serine-rich coiled-coil protein 2-like. The coding region runs from base 380 to 1279 and encodes 299 amino acids. The transcript has a single exon. The record is from RefSeq and is a predicted model, not a curated record. Lineage: Eukaryota; Metazoa; Arthropoda; Insecta; Hemiptera; Cimicidae.
UGAGUCGAUCUUAGUUUCGUUCCAAUGCCAUCUUGUCGGCAUGAUGUUUUCUGUGUCAUGUGUUUAGGUUGUCAAUAUACCAAAUUAUAACUUUCGUUUUAUCGUUUCCCAAUAAGAUUAAUUUUGGAUUCGGAGAAUUCAUCGGGAGUGAAGCGUUAACCCUAAUCCUCCUCUACUUGAUUGGAUUAGGUCGCGAUUCUGUCGACAGCCCAACGGAGGUUUGUUUUGUUCUUCGCAUGAUUUUGUGUGAAAUGAAGGUCGGAAUCGAAGUUAUUUCGAUCCGUUCGUCGAACGCACCCAACUAGGUAGUAUUGGACAUAGCGUACAGAUAAAUGUUCAUUGUUUAAAACUGUGCGGGAAGAUUGAAUAGAACCUGGAAAUGGAUUCUGGCCGGUAUUAUUCCAGCGACGAAGAGUUACCGCCUCGGGAUGUGUUCAGACCGAACGAAGCUUCCUCCUCGCGAUCCGGAUCCGUGGGCAAAUCUAAUAAUAGUUACAAAAGUCACGCUUAUUCCCCUGAAAGGACCAGCCCUCCUUAUUCCAAGCACAGAUCCAAAGAAGACAAAAAGUACUAUGACAGACACAAGUCUCACAGAAGAGAUAUAUCCAAGGACAGACAUUCUCAGAAAUAUGAAAACAGAAGCCGUAGUCGGAGUCGGAGCAAUCGGUCGAGAAGCAAUAGCAGAGUGAAAUGCUCGAGAAGCAGAAGCAGGGGGAAGCGGUCAAGAAGCAGAAGCCCAAGACGCUCCUACAGGGAUUACUCUCCGAAGAGAAACAUAGACUAUGCUGAAAGGAGUCCAAGGAGGAAACACGAUACAAAGUCAAACAAGCUGUCAAUACUUGAAAAAAUGGGAAUCGAUUUGAAAGUACCUGAAAAUGAGAAAGGUGGUUCCAGUUCGAUUGUACCUAGUUAUUAUAAUCCUCUUGUCGCCAACCCGGCCAAGUAUGCUGAACAGAUCGCCAAAAGGAAAUUGUUAUGGAAUAACAAAAAAGUGAGUAAAGAUGAAGGUGAAACGGUAAAAAAUGCCAGCAUAUGGCAGGGUGCUAAGUUCUCUCAGGAUCAAGACGGGAAGAUGACUGCCAAGUUCCAACGGCUGAUGGGAAUGAAGGAAGUUCCACCUAAAGAAGUGCAAACGGAGCAAGACGGUAAAGUCAAGGAUUUGUUCAAAAAGCAAGAGGAGCUCUUUUCCUCAAUGGAAAUGCAGUACGAAGUGGCAAGGGCAACUACACAUACUCAACGCGGUGUUGGGCUAGGCUUUGGACCUCGACACAUACCGUGAUUUUACUUCCUACUGUCAUCAACUUGACAUGUAUUAUUUUACAUAUGUAUUAUGUGACAAAAUUAUUAGGCAUAAAAUUAAUAAUUCCAAAAGAUAUACAGUACUGUACAAAUUUAAAGUUGUCUGUAACUAAAUUGAAAUGAAAAUAUGGCCUUUUCAAUUAUUUUAAAGAAAAAAUAUGCCAAGGAUAAAGCUUCUGUUUUCACCUUAUUUUAGUAUUUGUAUCACAAAUACAACAUUUAAAAUUA